UUUCCCAUUACAGACUGUUACGCCAAGGAAAAAAAAAUAAAAAGCUGAAAGGUGUCUCUCUGAAGCAAGCUCUCUCUCUCUUUUUUUUUUUCUCUCCACACAUUAUAUAUCUACAGUAUCUUCUUCUUACAUAAAGAGAGACUGUGUUUCAGGGCAUGGUGAGAGAGAAGAGAUAAAAGCACACUUCUUUCUUCGAUUUGGGAAUAUUUAAAGAUUGCAUUUUUCAGCAAACACCAUUGUACUAAUAAGUAUUCAUACAUAACAACACUGUUUAAAAAAACUUUACUAAAGUUUGAAGAUUGAUCGGAAGAAAAUCGAAUUCUGAUCAAUGCUGGAUCGGCUAAUUUGUCGUUUCAUUUGAGAAUCUUAUCAACGAUUCGCAAAUUUUGCUCUACGAAAGAGUCUUUUCACUUGUGUGAGAUAUGAAGGCGGAUACUGUUCUUGACUAUGCUGUGUUUGAGCUUUCUCCCAAACAUUCACGAUGUGAACUGUUUGUAUGGAGUAAUGAAGAAUACGAGAAACUGGUUUCAGGAUUGAUACAACCAUUUCUCAAUCAUUUGAGUGUUCUUGAAUCACAAGCUUCGCAGAGAACAGAAUCCUCUAUUAGACUGGAUUUUGAAAAAAGCGAAAAUGGCCUAAAAUCUUGGUUCACAAAAAGAACACUUGAAAGAUUUGUUCAAUAUGUUCAUAGUCCAGAAUUGUUGGAAAGAGUCAAUACAUUUGAUUUGGAGAUGUCACAGUUGGAAGCAGCUCGGACAUUAUAUUCUCAAGAAGAUGGAGGCGUAGCAGAUGCAACAAAGAAAGAGCUCUCAAGAGCUAUAGAUUUGAGACUCGAGGCAAUUAAAAAGGACUUAACCACGGCGAUUACUCAUGCGUCAGCUAAUGGUUUCGACCCUCAAACUGUUUCUGAUCUCCAGCAUUUUGCUGAUAGAUUUGGCGCACAUCGUUUGGAUGAAGCAUGCGGCAAAUAUAUUUCAUUAUCGCAAAGAAGACCAGACCUGAUCACCAAGAACUUGAAUACUAAUACACAAACAUCAGCCAAUGAAACACAUAUCAGUCCCCAUCAAAUUACUAAUAGCAACACAAAGAAUGAGGAGGAGGAAAAAGAUGUGAGUUUGGAAGAAUCUUCUACGGUUAAGACCAUUCAUCAUACAAGGAGACUUAGCGUACAAGAUAGGAUUAACCUCUUUGAGAGCAAACAAAAGGAAAACUCAAACUCUGCUGGAAACAAACCGGUAGUUGUUGCGAAAUCCACAGAAUUGAAGAGACUUUCCUCUGAUGUCUCAUCAGCAUUCCCUGAGAAGUCUGUUUUGAGAAGAUGGAGUAUUGUUAGUGACAUGAGCUUUGAUUUUACAAUGGAUAAUAAGAAGUCUGACUGUGGUAGCACCGAAGAAGGUCUUCUGAGUACACCUUCGUCCAUUCCUGAUGCCACAUUCCCCAAGGAGUCUGAAGAGAACAGUACAAAGGAAGAAGAUGAUGUGCGUUCCCGUAAAUCUGAUAAUGAUUCACAAAACCAGACUGAUAGGCCAGGGAACGUCAUGACUGAUGGCAAUUCCAUGCAGAGUGAAGAUGAGAGCUAUGCAUCCAAAUCACAGAAUGUGGCACAAUCAUCAGUCAUGUUUCCUUAUCGACACUCGCGUUCUCGGUCGGCUCAUGUUGCAGGUGGUAUUGAUAUCAAAAGUGAUGAACGUCAAUCGAAAGGCAGGAAGAAAGAGCUGUUUCCAUCAGACAAGCAACCAGCCUUAAAAACAUGUACAAAACCAGUUUCUGCAGGGUCUGAUGAACAGAGACAAAAAUCAUUUGGUGUUGAGGAUGAUCUUGAGGUUAGUCUUGUAAAUGCAGAAUCAGCUGGGAAAAGUUACAAUAAUAGAGUACGUGCGACAUCUGUGGAUCAAACACAAAGGACAAGAAUGUCUAGAGAAAGCCUUCCAGGAUUUAAUGAUGAGUUGCAAAUAAAGGCUGGUGACGAUAAAGACCACGGUAAUGUUGUAAUGCGGCGGAACUUAUCUGAGUUAAGAUUCUCAGAUGACUCUAAAGGAAAGUUGUAUGAAGAGUAUAUGAAGAAAAGGGAUGCAAAACUAAGAGAAGAGUGGAGUUCAAAAGAAACUAAGUUGAAGUCAAUGCAAGAAGCUCUUGACCGAAGUAGAACUGAGAUGAAGGCUAAGUUUUCUACUGCUUCCGUAAAGAGGCAGGAUUCGAUAUCAAGUACCCGCCAACGUGCAGAGAAGUUCAGAUCUUUUAAUUCUCGGACAAGUACAAAAAAGUGUCAGCAUCCUAUAAGCUCAUUACAGAGUGAAGAGGAAAAUGAAAAAGAUAAGCCAGUCAGUGGACAGCCCAUUGGAAAAAGUGCUUCUAGGAGCUCCCAAGUAAGAAAGGUUCCAUCACCAAACCGAAGCUCCAGAGUCUCGAAACCGACAGGUAAAGUUUCAAACACAAACAUUAAUACUUCCGGGAGAGGUCGAAAAACAGCAGACACAAACGUGGUUGCACAAUCUUCUCUCCCUAAAUUCUCUGAUCUUAAAAAGGAAAACACAAAACCAUCUUCUUUAGCUGGUAGAAAUACUACUACUACUACUACUACCAUGAUGCGAACACAGGUGAGAAGUAGUAAUAAGAAGACUUCAAAGGAAGAUAUACCGUCUCCUGUUGUGCCACGAAGACCACGAUCACUAAGGAAAAGCUUCUCUGCAAACAUAGAAUUCACAGAGUUGACAACUCUGUAUUCUGAUGAUAUGAUGAACAAUGAGAGGAAUCAGAAGCAGAACACAGAGGACAAUGAUGAUGUAUCAGAGAAUUUGAAAGUUGAAGAAUUUGAGGAAAUUGAAUCCGAGGCAGAAGAAGAAGAAAAAGAAGUUUUGGAGAAUCCUGUUAAAGAAGAAGAAGUAGAAGCUAGAGAAAUGGAAACUCUAGUAGUUGAGGAUAUUGGUGAUGAAACGCCUUCACUUACUGAAAUAGUUGAGAACUCAUCAGAGGAUGAAAAUUUCACUUCAUUGAGAUCAGUUUCUCAUGUAGACUUACCUGCGAAUACUCUACCUUCUUCAACAUUGCAGCAUAAUUUUGCCUCGUUACUGGAUUCACCUAGUGAAAGUCCUCUUUCAUGGAGCUCAAACUUGCAACACGGGUUCUCUUAUCCACACGAGCACUCGGAUGUUGAUGCUUCAGUGGAUGAUUCUCCCAUGGGAAGUCCAGCUUCUUGGAGUUCAAGAAUGAGGAAGAAAUGGGGAUCAACAGCUCAGAGUCCUGUUCUUGUUCCUAACUCUCGGAAGGAUUUAACGAAAGGGAUCAAACGUUUUCUCAAGUUUGGGAAGAAAACUCGUGCUGCAGAUAGUCUAAUGGAUUGGGUUUCUGUAACAACAUCUGAAGGAGACGAUGAUUUUGCUUACCGAUCAUCGGAUGAGUUAAGAAAAUCAAGAAUGGCAUCUUCUCAGAGUCAGUUUUUUGAGGAUGAACAAGCUUCAAACAAUAUGAUUCAGCCGCAUCAUCAUCAUCAAGGGAGCUUUAAAGUGAAAGAUGGCGAAUUUAAGCGAUCAUUCUUCUCACUUUCUACAUUCCGUAGCAAAGGAAACGACUCGAAGCCAAGAUAGCAGAAGACCAGAACCGAACUCUCUAUGUUUUCCUUUACAACAACACAAGUAUAAAGUUUGUAGUGUUGAAAAUGAACUACUUGAUUCGAUUUUUAAUAUCUAAACGAGAUGAGCAUUAUAUUGAUACUUAAGAACUUCAAAUUAAAUAUACAUAUAUCA
This is a messenger RNA of Camelina sativa (false flax), 3743 nucleotides long. RefSeq lists its product as uncharacterized. The record is from RefSeq and is a predicted model, not a curated record. NCBI's taxonomy places the organism in Eukaryota, Viridiplantae, Streptophyta, Magnoliopsida, Brassicales, Brassicaceae.